Talaromyces marneffei is the source of this 975-nucleotide messenger RNA. RefSeq lists its product as uncharacterized. NCBI's taxonomy places the organism in Eukaryota, Fungi, Ascomycota, Eurotiomycetes, Eurotiales, Trichocomaceae. The transcript is spliced from 3 exons. The coding region runs from base 1 to 975 and encodes 324 amino acids. The record is from RefSeq and is a predicted model, not a curated record. Gene Ontology annotation, cellular component: mitochondrion.
AUGGCACACUCACUCGGUUUCAGGGCAAACGUCCUCCCUCGCCAUGUCCCUCGCGCAAUCCCCGUUUACGGAUCUUCAACGCUCUUCUCCAACGGACAAUCACAAUGUCGACCAUUCUCCCAAUCCAAAUCCACGGCGGCCAAAGGCGGAAUGAUGUCCGCCGAAAUGGUCAUGCCCAAAAUGCCGCCGGAAAAGAGCUUUCGAUCCAGAAUUCGAGAUAUCGAUCCUGAGAAUAUACCUACAGACUUUGGUGUUUUGCCGGGUACUUUUAUAAAGCCAGAAGGAAAGGAUAUGCCUAAUUUUUUCACACGGCCGAAAGAUCGGUUGAAGAUGGAGUGGGUGUGGAUAAAGACGUGGAUUACGAGUGCUUUUUCAACGAUUUAUUUUCAUAAAUGGCAAUCCAAUCCCCGUUUACCGCUCCUAUUAAGGGAGCGUAGGGGGAUUGGGAAGGCGCUUCAUAAUCUGAUGUACACAGAGUUCGCUCGAGGCAACGAACGAGUUCUCCGAGCAAGAUGCUCUCCCGGUCUAGGCAGCGACCUCAUCAAACGCAUCCGCAAACGAAACCCUAAGGAAAGCUUCGCCUGGAGCAUCGAAAGAUACAUCCGCGACCCGUCCACUUUUUUCACUGGUAUCCGCGUUCUGUCUGACCGCGCAACCGUCAUCCCCGAUCUCCCAGACAGCUCAAUCCGACAGAUCGUCCUUCGCAUCAAAUCCCAACAAUCCUUCAUCAAAGUAGCAAAAGAAGACAAAGACGCCGUUGCAAAGGGUUUGUUUACCGAUCCCAAAAUUCAGGACUGUACGGAGUACGUCGUUAUACAAAAAGUGAAGAUUGCUGGCCACGAAAAGGAAUGGGAGAUUUGGGGGUUUACCAAGCCCACGACGUUUGAGGAGUUGAAUAGUCCGUUCUUUGAGAUGGGGUUGUCGUUGAAGGAUAGGAUACAGGCUAUGCAGGAUAUGAUGUCUGGGAGGUCGUAA